CGAACUUCAACGUUUCGAUUUAUUCGGACAACAACAACGUCAAGAAAUUCUCCCUUGCCCUUAAACAGCCUUUCUUCAGCGAAAUAAGGAGAAAUGGGGGGCAAGUCUGCUAGCAAGGCCGCUUACUUCGAGAAGCUCAAGGCCCUUCUCGAUGAGUACAAGACGGUUUUCAUUGUCGGUGUCGACAAUGUCAGCUCCCAGCAGAUGCACGAGAUCCGUGUCUCUCUGCGUGGUGAGGGUGUCGUCCUGAUGGGUAAGAACACCAUGGUUCGCCGUGCCAUCAAGGGCUUCGUCAACGACAACCCCGAGUACGAGCGCCUGCUUCCCUUCGUUAAGGGCAAUGUCGGUUUCAUCUUCACCAACGGUGACCUCAAGUCCACCAAGGAGAAGAUCUUGGCCAACCGUGUUGCUGCUCCUGCUCGUGCUGGUGCCGUUGCCCCCGCUGACGUCUGGAUUCCCGCUGGUAACACCGGUAUGGAACCCGGUAAGACCUCUUUCUUCCAGGCUCUCGGUGUCCCCACCAAGAUUGCUCGUGGUACUAUUGAAAUUACCACCGACCUGAAGCUCGUUGAGGCUGGCGCCAAGGUUGGCCCCUCCGAGGCCACCCUGUUGAACAUGCUCAACAUCUCUCCCUUCACCUACGGUAUGACCAUCGCUCAGGUCUACGACCAGGGUCAGACCUUCGGUUCCGACGUUCUCGACAUCGAGGAGUCCCAGCUUCUCGAUGCGUUCAGCGCUGCCAUCAAGACCAUCACCACCAUCUCUCUGGCCGCUAACUUCCCUACCCUUCCCUCUGUCAUCCACUCCGUGGUCAACAGCUACAAGAAGGUUCUCGCUGUUGCCAUCGAGACCGAGAUCUCCUGGCCCGAGAUUGAGGAGCUCAAGGACCGUAUCGCCAACCCCGACGCUUACGCUGCCGCCGCUCCUGCCGCUGACGCCUCUGCCCCUGCCGCUGGUGGUGCUCCCGCUGCUGAGGAGGCCGCUGAGGAGGCUGAGGAGUCUGAUGACGACAUGGGCUUCGGUCUCUUUGACUAAACGUCUCGCGUCAUUUCUACACGUGAAACGAUCGCCAUGUUUUAGAUAUCCUUCUUACCAAUCUUGACGAUUGGAUGAAUGAAAAAGAUUUCAUGGUCAAGAAUGUUAUGGUCAAACCUUCAUCUAGAUAUGGAACGUAGUUUGCGCUCCAUUGUCUGAUGAAUCAACGAAGGUAAGCUCAAUUUGUCUUCACAGAGUCUUUCCCAUGCACAACAUUCCUGGGUGAAUGAUGAUCCUUUUUAACUCGGAGCUAUCGCUUUGAAGAUCAAAAACAGCAACAACUUACACUCUAAUUUUUUGCUGACACCUUUGUUACUCUCUCACUUUUGUCCCUUGAACUUUUGAGGCAAUCGGAUGGCUAAUGACAAUUGUCAUAAUAGGUUCACGUUG
Molecule: messenger RNA, 1425 nt
Organism: Aspergillus homomorphus CBS 101889
Lineage: Eukaryota; Fungi; Ascomycota; Eurotiomycetes; Eurotiales; Aspergillaceae
Product: 60S ribosomal protein uL10
Exons: 3
Biological process (GO): ribosome biogenesis; cytoplasmic translation; ribosomal large subunit assembly
Cellular component (GO): cytosolic large ribosomal subunit
Molecular function (GO): structural constituent of ribosome; large ribosomal subunit rRNA binding
Source: RefSeq, a predicted model, not a curated record